AUGGACCGCAAUGGCCGGUUCACGUUACAUCAGCUUGCUGCCAGAACCAGCUCUGAUUCCUCCCAAACCACCGUCUCAUACGAUGCCGGUCACAUUGUUCUGUCUUUCUUCACGUCUCUCAUAGGAUGCAUCACCACGUUGGAACUGCUGCAAAGGCGCACAUCGACGAGAGGAGCGUACAAUUGGUUUCUGCUCGUGGCAUCCGCAAUCACCAUGGGUGGCAUCGGUAUCUGGGGCAUGCACUUUGUCGGCAAUAGAGCUAUCGUGUUACAAAACGGAGACCGCCGCCGCCAGAUUCUCUACAACCCCGGCUUCACGGCCAUCUCGUUCUUUAUGCCAAUCAUCGUCCUUCUCUUCGCUUUCUACACUCUUGGAAUGCCGGCUCGAGCCCGCCCACUUCAUGUUGCCAUCGCCGCCUGUCUCACAGGAGCCGCGGCUUGCGCCAUGCACUAUCUCGGUCAAUACGGCGUGGAGAACUAUGUUUGCUCAUAUAGGGUGCAGAAUGUUGCCGGAGCCGCCAUCAUCGCCGUACUGGCCAGUUACACCGCCCUUGGGAUAUUUUUUCGGCUGCGAGACGCAUGGAAAGACGGUUGGUGGAAGCGUGCCCUGUGUGGUGUCAUUCUUGCCACUGCUGUCUCCGGAAUGCAUUGGACAGCAGCGGUUGGUACAGAUUACCACUGGAAAGGCGAUGUGAACAUCCAUGGAAACUCCAGGUCACAAACUGCAGUCAUUGCAGCUUCCCUCUCAAUGGGCUCUUGUGUCAUCCUUCUUGUGGUGGCCUUCAUUCGAGGUCGCAACAAACUCUCUGCCAGGAUCAAAGCACAGCGGCUGGUGUUGGCUUGCGCUUACUUUGACACCGAAGGCAAAAUGAUGGUCACCCAGGAAGGAACCUUGCCCAGUGAAAAAAUAACAAACCACUAUAUCGAGAAGACUUUUGGUGAAGAUGAACUUAGCAGAUCUCAUCCAACCUACCUCUGGAUAUUCAAAGCCUCGCAUCAUUGGAUAACCCUACAUGGCCUCAUUCCCAGCAUGAGAGAUCAUAUCGAAAAUGACCCAAUAGCAAGGAAAUACCGGCCCAGCAACACCUCCAAAAACUUGCCAGAUGACGCGAUGGCAGGUUCCAUCAACUUCGCCCCGAUAUUCAAGCAAUUGUUCUGCGUCACUGCCCAGCAGCUGGCCAAUCUCGUCCAUCAACCGCUGGAGAGGCUCGGGGUCUUAUUCGAAGAACCCUUGGACACGGGAACAACCUCUCUGCACACGCAAUUGAGUAUCAAUAUCAGGCCGCUAUCGGCCAGAUCUUAUAAAAAGACGGCAGACACUGAGCAAGGGUUUCCGCCGCCACUCAAGGUUGCCCGAGGAAAGUACUUUUUCCUUCAACGACAAGUAAACAAAAGCGAGGCAGCCAGGUUUGCCGCACUGGGAUACCGAUUUGCCACCAUUGCGCAAAUCGCAGAACCACUGGCUAAGAGCAUGCAAGUCGAUUGUGGUGAGAUGGUGGCUAAGAUUGAGCGGAUGAGGCGGAGUACAUCAGCCGAGCAUCUUCCACCCCCCAGAGUGCAUCUCGCUUGUUUUAUGCUCCGUCCAAGCAUGUACAAAAGCUUCGACGUUCUUGUUCCCACCACCUCGCAAGACCAGUUGCCGUACGUGCCGAUACAAUGCGGUGAUCUAUCUGGAGACCAGCUGGCUCAACUACAGCGUUUCGACGAUUCCACCAUCAGCGAGAUUUUGAGGAUCCUUCUCAACCAGACUGGUGUGUCACAAAUGGAGGAGGGGACGCGCUGGCAGCUUUACAACACCUUCGUUAAGCUCGUCGAUGUUAUGGGUGAUUAUGACACUAUGAUGCAAGCAAAAUUCUCUGCCAAAGCAUUCCGGGUGCCAUGUCGAGCGUCCGACGGCACAAGUCCUUCAGCGACGUGUACCUUCCUCACAGUUCGGGUGAUGAGAACUAUACACGCAUCUUCGAACAAGAAGGAAUUGACAUAUGUCCCUUUAUCUUUCUUCAGUGCUCAGCAACAAUGUCUUGCGACAGACUGCAGGGAUGAAUUAUUUGAGAGAAAGGUCAAAGCAGAGUUCCAGCAUGCUGCCCGCUCAACCUUCAUCAAAUGUCCCUCGUCCAUCAGCCUCCAGCGCGGAAGAACGAGCCCAGGUGGCUCCACCCUUCAAGGAGAAGAGUCACCAGGGCUGGGGUUUCUCAAAAACGCAUUGGCUCGGUUGUCAAUUGUUCCUAGCCGCCGGAGCGAUGAAUCUAAGACUAGCGACGCCAACAAGAGCAUGGAGGAAGGAACUGAUGUUGAGAUGGUGGGAAUUGCAGUGCUGAGCAGCACUCGCCUCGGCCAUGACACGGUAACAACACACGCGGAUGUUAUCGAACUUAACCAAGUGGGAUCCGGGCAGACUAGCUGGGUCGGCGAAGUGUUUGGUCUGUUCCGUCUGGGAGUGGAAGGGUGGCCCAAUACGAAAGUGGGAGUAUGCAAACGAGGCGGAAAUGACGCGCACCCACAAGAUUCUGAAGAAAGGAUUGCCAAUGGAGCAUGA
This is a messenger RNA of Fonsecaea pedrosoi CBS 271.37, 2535 nucleotides long. RefSeq lists its product as uncharacterized. The transcript has 4 exons. The record is from RefSeq and is a predicted model, not a curated record. NCBI's taxonomy places the organism in Eukaryota, Fungi, Ascomycota, Eurotiomycetes, Chaetothyriales, Herpotrichiellaceae. The coding region runs from base 1 to 2535 and encodes 844 amino acids.